UCUUUGGACCAAUCAUGCAGAAGCUUACCGGCGUUCUAUGUGUAGCGUGCACGGUUAGAACUGGGGAGGGAGAACAAAGUAAAGGACGGGAGUCGUUCCAUCGGUGCUGGCGGAAGGAGGCCGGUACAGUGUGAAUAACAUCCUAGGACGGGAACGCUUAAAAUCAUGGCGGAGACGGAGAUCGGUUCAGAGGAACCAGUUUCAAGAAAGAAAAAGGAAGUUCUCGCUGAAAGAGUUUUGGGAACUGUGAAAUGGUUUAACGUGAAAAAUGGAUACGGAUUUAUAAACAGAAAUGACACAAAAGAAGACAUCUUUGUUCAUCAGACUGCAAUAACAAAGAACAACCCUCUGAAAGUUGUCAGAAGUGUGGGUGAAGGAGAGACCGUCGAGUUUGAUGUUGUCGUCGGUGAAAAGGGCAACGAGGCGGCUAAUGUGACUGGCCCAGAAGGGGUGCCUGUUAAAGGCAGCCCCUAUGCGGCUGACCGCAGGAGGGGGCGCUUCAGGGGUCGCUGGAUGGCGCAGCGCAGGAGGCCACCCCCAAGGCAGUCCACCGGGGACCAGGAGGAUAGCGAAGGGGCCGAGCUUGCAGGUGACGAUGACAACGGUGGUGCCACUAGGCAGCCCCGGAGGGGACCCCCGCCCCGAAGGCCUUUCUACCGACGCUACUUCCGCAGGCCACGAGGUAUCCCUCGGAACUCAGGAGGGGACCGUGGGAGCCUUCAAGGGGAGGACCUGGAUCGCGGUGAUGACGAGGACGGGGACUACUCAGGCGGCCGAGCCGACGGUGGCUCUCGGAGGCCUCCCCAGCCCCGCAAGUUUUAUGGUCGCUACUUCAGGCGCCGGCCGCGGCGACCACGCAGCGACACUGAAGGCAGUCAAAGUGGCCUCGACGGGGAAGCGAAGGAGAGUGAAGGGGAGGCCCAACCAGGCCCUGAGAGGGAACGUGGUGGACAAACCGGAAGCCAACGUCGAAGACCACCCUUUCGCCCACGACCUCGCCGCCGAGGGCAACGCCCAGGGUCCCAGACGCAGGAUGACGAUGGUGCCGGCUCUCCUGGCAGUGGUGGGCAGUCUCGCGAGGACAAGCCCCCUAGGGAUAAGAGUCGGGAGGAGCGACCAGCUAAAGACAAGUCACCUCGAAGGGAGCCCACUGGAAAUGGCCGGCAAGGCAGCAAGGCAGCCAGUGGCGGAGGAAGUGAGGCCACCAGCAAUGGUGCAGCGGCCCCUUCAGGGAGCCUCGAGUCGUCGUCCUCUUCAGGGGCAGCUGUUGAGGGCACUGUCUCUGCCUGAAGGCUGUAAUGCAGCCUGGACAGCCGCUCUGUUUUUCCCAAGGUGCACGUUCCCCUCCCUAACCACCACCAACCUGCGACGAGGGGAUGCCCCACCGCUCGGAGCGUCGGCAGCACGGAGAUGGGAGAGAAAACACGCCCUUCGACCAGAAAACCUCUUUUCACGUUUGAGUGUGUGUGCGUGUGUGUGCUUAGUUGGCUACCAAAGCUUUAACGAUGUCAUAGCCAGGUGGGGCUGGCAAGAGGAGGCUUUCUACACCCAAGUGUACUUUAAAAGGUGGAGAAGAGGGCUGCUGGUUUUGCUGCUCUUGCUUUCUGUGCUGGAACAAAAGCACUUUCCUUUUGUUUGGCUCUGUUUUUGCAAAGCUGUUAAUGCAUCAGUGUGUAAAAAUUAUUGGACAAACCAGGCCAGGUGCAAGGGACAGGCUAAAUGAAACAAAAAAAAUUGCAAGGCUUUUUUGUGUGUGUAUGUGAAAUGAGUACAUGUUGGACGUGCGUGUUUCUUCCCGUGCAGCAGCCCCCAGGCGGCUGGGUCCCUUUUGCCUUUCCCACCCCUUUUCUGCCUGGGACUUGAUUUUUUUUACCAAUUUCAUCUGUUCUGGCAGUCACCACCACCCCUUUUUGGCAUUUAUUUCUUGUCGUCGCAACGAGUUGUCCUUUGUCACGAUAACAUCUGACGACACGCACAUGUUUUGUGAACAUCCACAUGCAAAAGGAAGCAACAAUGGGAACCAUCUUGCAGAGUGGAAAAAAAAAUAGUAGGAAGUGUGACACUUGAAGCACUCCUUCUUGAAAAUGAUGUAAAAAGAAAAGACCAAAAUGCGGCAUUGCUGCAGUGAAAUACGGCGAAAAGCGCCAAGCGCUAGGCCACAGUUCCAGAGCGUAGGAGAUGGAGGGGGAAAAAAAAAACUUGCCAAACAUAAUUUGCCACCUCACUGGCUAUCUCGUUAACAUUUUGUUCUCACAGGGUGGUAAAAGAGCCUAGGGAACUUCUACACAAACAUUUUUAUGCUGCCUUUUUCUGUUCCCUUAGCACAGUACUGUUGUGCAGUGCAGGCAGAUACCAUCAAUGUUCAGUUCGUGGCAUGUCUGCAUGCAUUUGAUGACAUCUAAUGAUUAGAGCUGUUUGCAUGCAAACCAUUUGUUAACAUCUUUUUGAUGGCAUGCAUCAGUUGUGGCUGGCUGCCCUCUUUUGUACUGUGAUUUUUCAGUUGGUACUUUGGCAGGUGGCACUAACUUUGUACAGGUACAAAAAAAGUUUCUAAAAACAUGUGCAGUUGCAAUAAAAAAAUUUUUCCCUACAA
Messenger RNA from Rhipicephalus microplus (southern cattle tick), 2593 nucleotides. RefSeq lists its product as uncharacterized. Gene Ontology annotation, molecular function: nucleic acid binding. Lineage: Eukaryota; Metazoa; Arthropoda; Arachnida; Ixodida; Ixodidae. The record is from RefSeq and is a predicted model, not a curated record.